This is a messenger RNA of Saccostrea cuccullata (small rock oyster), 804 nucleotides long. Its product is annotated as cerebellin-3-like. Gene Ontology annotation, molecular function: protein binding. NCBI's taxonomy places the organism in Eukaryota, Metazoa, Mollusca, Bivalvia, Ostreida, Ostreidae. The record is from RefSeq and is a predicted model, not a curated record. The coding region runs from base 1 to 804 and encodes 267 amino acids. The transcript is spliced from 2 exons.
AUGCAGUUUUAUUUAGUUCUCCUGUUCUGUGGUUGUUUUUCUCGCGUUUGUGGUAGUGAGCAUCGUAGGCAGGAUGAGGCAAACCAGGUCUUGUUGCAAGAAUUACAUUCUCGUGUAUUGGAGAUGGAAAUCGUUAUUAAAAAUCAGAACCAGAUAAUUCAGGACCAGAACUACAGAAUCGCAAAACUUGAAAAACUAACUAUGAUUGGGAGUUCUCAUGGUGAAUUUGUGGAAAAUUCUAACUUAGUGGUUGAAACAACUGACAGAGGAAUGUCUAAGCUGGCUGAUCCAAUGCGGGGGUCAAAUCAAACAGUCCAUGGAUUAGUUCUGGAAAAGGUUCGUUUGCCUGGCAGAAAACCUCAACAAGGAAAACAAAGAAUUCGGCGAGGAAUUGAAGCAGGUCAGCCCAUUGCGUUUUAUGCUCACAUGAGUGGCCACUUAAGAUCCCCGGGCGGACACCACACCCUUAUAUUCGACACGGUAAAAACAAAUGAGGGUAAAGGAUACCAUCAUAACAUUGGAGUGUUUAUGGCGCCUGCAUCUGGAACCUAUUUUUUCACUUGGACCAUGUCUCUCGGCGCCUCGGCUUCUCUCUCUACAGAGCUUGUCGUUAACACUGUCCCUCAUGGCUCAAUUUAUAUUCAUACGAGCUCGGACCAGCGUGAUAGCGCCACUGGAAACCUCAUUCUAAGUCUUAACGCAGGGGACGAAGUCUUCAUCCGAACAGGGGAUUCUUUCAGCUCUGCACAAAUCCUAAGUGAUGAAUACAGCAGGACGGAUUUUUCUGGAUUUCUGAUCGAAUAA